AUGGCCGCGGUUGUAAACCACGUUUGCUAUAACAACCUCCCUUCGUUGGAGGAGGCUGACAUGUCCCGUCAAGCUCUAUCUAUUGAUGUUAUCAAUGGACCGAUUCGCGACGCCUUCCUCAAGCAUGCCGCUCACCUGACCUUCUGUCUUUACCUCCAGCACCGCCAUCAUACCGUCGCUGCAAAUGAGGCGGUGGUUAAGGUCGAAGGCACCGCACACCUCAUGGACGACCAGGCCAUGAACGACAUUGUUUCCUUUGGAAACAAGGUCGUUCCGACGACAUGGAUGACCUCCGGUGGCAGGUUGCUUCCCAUGGAGUUCGCUGCCGUCCCUGCUCUGGCCGCCACUCCCACCCCCUCGGCUGCGUUUGUGCAAGAACUUCUCUCUGUUCUUGCCAGUAAUGGAUGCGAAGGACUGUUUGGCAUUGACACACUCGCUAAAAAUAACUGGUCCGAAAUGAAGAUUGGCGAUGCGAGCGUUGUCGUCCCUAGCAAUGGUAGCGAGACUUAUAACCAGGACAAGUUCAUCUCCGUCGCCUUUGCCUUCGACAAGGAAAAGCCGGAGUUCAAGGUCCAUGGCAAAUGCGGCAAGGACCACAAGCACUCGUCGAAGCCUAAAUAA
Molecule: messenger RNA, 621 nt
Organism: Metarhizium acridum CQMa 102
Lineage: Eukaryota; Fungi; Ascomycota; Sordariomycetes; Hypocreales; Clavicipitaceae
Source: RefSeq, a predicted model, not a curated record